CCAGUAGUGCAUCAGUGUAUGCAUUGUGUUGAAGCAGAGCGUCGUGGGUUGCUGUAGCAGCAGACGUAUCAACACACCCUCCCCCCCCCAGGGUCACGUUCGUCAGAUGAAUAGCUGAAAAAGAAAAGCAAGAAGUGUCUCACCUGUCUGCUGCUUGUUACAGGUCCCCUCCUGGCCAGCCUCCGUCCACACACUCCAUCCUUUAACACACGCUAACACUGCUGCCACCAUUGUCAGAAACACCCUACCGGCACCAUUCCAGCACAAAGUUACCACUCCAUCCUCACAAGCGAACCAGUGUGCUCUCCACAAACACACACUCGCCCUUUGACCUCAUCAGGAGCAAUAUGCUGAGCCAGGAGUUCCUGCAGAGGCUGAGGUUGCCAGACCUGGAGGAUGUCAGCCAGUACAUCAGCAGUGUCUCCGCCCCCAUGUUAGUCAGCAUGGGGGCAGUGGCAGCUGCAACAACCUACUACCUGGCCACACGACCCAAGCCCCUCCCACCAAUCUGUGACCUUAACAUGCAGUCAGUCGAGAUUCCAGAUGGAGAGUUUGCACGCCGGUCGGUUCUGAUGAAUGGAGACUCUCUCUUGACACAUUACCACGAUGAUGCCAGAACCAUGUAUGAGUUUUUCCUCAGAGGGGCCCGAGUAUCAAAUAACGGCCCCUGUUUGGGCUCCAGGAAACCAAAGAAGCCCUAUGAGUGGAUGUCCUACAGCCAGGUAAGGGAGCGAACAGAGAAUCUGGGUUCAGCAUUUCUUCACAAAGGACACUCCAAGACCACCGACUCCAAUGUUGGCAUCUUCUCUCAGAACAGACCUGAGUGGACCAUCAGCGAGCUGGCUUGUUACACCUAUUCUCUGGUGUCGGUCCCUCUGUAUGACACACUGGGGACAGAAGCCAUCACCUACAUUAUAGACAAAGCUUCCAUCUCCACUGUUGUGUGUGACGUGGUGGAUAAAGUGAACCUGGUACUGGACUGUGUGAAGGACAGGGAACACUCUGUGAAAACCAUUGUAGUGAUGGAGACGCCCAGUGCGGACCUGGUCAGCAGGGGGCAGCAGUCUGGGAUCCACAUCCUCAGCAUGCAGGAGAUGGAGGCUAUCGGGAAGGAAAACCAUCGCCAACCAGUGCCUCCAAGACCAGAGGACAUGGCUGUCAUCUGCUUUACCAGCGGAACAACAGGAAACCCAAAGGGGGCGAUGUUGACUCAUGGGAAUAUAGUGUCCAACUGCUCGGCCUUCAUGAAAGUGACAGAGGUUCGCUGUCCAUUGCAUCCCAGUGAUGUCCAUAUUUCCUUCCUGCCCUUGGCUCAUAUGUUUGAGAGAGUAGUACAGGGAGUCAUGAUAGUGCAAGGAGCCAGUAUUGGCUUUUUCCAGGGCGAUAUCCGUUUGCUGUCAGAUGACCUGAACACACUGAAACCUACCGUGUUCCCUGUGGUUCCCCGACUCCUCAACAGGAUGUAUGAUAAGAUCUUUGGGCAGGCCAACACCACCCUGAAGCGUUGGCUGCUGGAAUUUGCUUACAGAAGGAAGGCGGCAGAGAUAAUGAAAGGUAUCGUGAGGAGAGACAGUAUCUGGGAUCAACUCAUAUUCAGAAAAGUCCAGGCCAGUCUCGGAGGCCGUGUGCGUCUCAUGUUAACAGGAGCUGCUCCCAUCUCUCCUGCUGUCCUCACCUUCCUCAGGGCUGCCGUUGGCUGUCAGUUCUAUGAAGGCUAUGGACAAACAGAGUGUACUGCUGGAUGUACCAUCACCCUGCCCGGAGACAGUACUGCAGGUCACGUUGGCGCUCCUCUGCCCUGUAACUCCAUAAAACUGGUGGAUGUGGCUGAGAUGAACUACCUGGCAUCGAACGGGGAAGGAGAGGUGUGUGUGAAGGGUCCUAAUGUGUUCAAGGGCUAUCUUAAGGACCCCGAGAAGACGGAGGAGACCAUCGAUGAAGAUGGUUGGCUUCACACCGGAGAUAUUGGAAAAUGGCUUCCUAACGGCACACUGAAGAUCGUGGACAGGAAGAAGCACAUCUUCAAGCUUGCACAGGGGGAGUACAUCGCUCCUGAAAAGGUCGAGAACAUCUACACGAGGAGUGAUGCAGUGGCACAGGUCUUUGUGCAUGGCGACAGUCUGCAGGCUUGCCUGGUAGCAGUGGUGGUUCCUGACCCUGACUUCCUCUCUGGCUGGACCAAGAGGACCCUAAAACUGGAGGGCAGCUACCAGGAACUUUGUGACAGAGCGGAAGUCAAGACGGCGAUCUUGGAGGACUUGGUGCGACUCGGAAAGGAAGGAGGCCUCAAGUCCUUUGAGCAGGUGAAGGCCAUCUGCAUCCACAACGAGCUGUUCUCAAUCGAGAACGGCCUGCUCACUCCAACACUGAAGGCAAAGAGGAACGAACUGCGACAAUACUUCAGAUCCCAGAUCGAUGAGCUGUACGCAGGGAUCAAAAUGUAGAACGAGAGGAGAGCGACCAGAGAAGAAAGGAGAGCAUGCACAUGAGAUCUACCUGAGAUUGAGGGAAAGGGAAGAUAAAGACAGAGAGGUUGAAGCUAAAGCACAAGAAGGGAAAAAGUGAAGUCCUUGAGGACCCAAAGGAUUAUCAGGAACAGUAACACAAGAAUGGACAGGAAUGGGGGAUGAUGUAGCUUUUAAUGAAGUUCUGAAGUUGAUUUUUGAGCAUUUAGAACAAAACCAAUGGACCAUCAGAUCUGUGGCAUCUGAGUCCAGGCUAAAUGUUAUGCCUUAAAGAGGUGUGUCUAUUGAUGAAUAAGUUUUCUCUUUGCUGCCUAAAGUACAAAUUCUGUUAUAAAGAGUUAAUUCUAAUCAUUUGGAAAUAAUGUCUCCAAGAAGGGCUUUCAAAAGGGAAUGUCAAAGUGCAGUUUGUAGCAUCAUAUUUCUCAGGACUUCUGUGUCAGGUAUCUCUUAAAGGCCACCUACACACACACACACACACACACACACACACACACACACACACACACACACACACACACACACACACACACACACACACCUUUUAACCUAACAGGUGAUGAGAGAAGAGUGGACCACCAAUAGAGCUUCACUGAGGGAUCAAUUUGGAUUAGCAGCCAUAUUGAUGAACUGAUCCAAACUCUAACAUUUCAGUGUCUGUGAUGAGAUUUUAUUAUCAUAUUUCAUGAUUUUAUUUCACUGUGUUUUAUGAAUUUGUUCUUAGGAAGUGGAAAAAUCAACAAUUGUAAUCAGGAGUGUUGCUGAAUCCUUAAAUCAUUCAAUGAAUAAGCUUUGAUUUAUUCAGGACUCUGGGAACAAGCAAAAUGAGCCAUAGUGGGGACGGUCUAAAUGAAGCUAUCUAUACACGGGUCAUUCAGGUACCGAGGAACAUUCAGGAAAUAUGGAUACUGUCAAUGUUUUAAUUUAUUUAUGAUGUUAACGUGAAGGGAAGACAUUUUUUUUGUGAAGGAAUCAAAAAUGUAAAGUUAUUAGAUAAUAGAAGAGUGAGAAUGUACAACUUGAAGGAAAUCCUCUUGUGUGUUUUUGGUUUAAAAUUCAUGGCAGUACUUUUGACGAUGGUGUUGCAAUAAUAGUUUUAUGUCAUUAAAACAUUUUUGUAAAUAUUUUAAUUAAAAACUAUACUAAAAAAACA
Molecule: messenger RNA, 3615 nt
Organism: Labrus bergylta (ballan wrasse)
Lineage: Eukaryota; Metazoa; Chordata; Actinopteri; Labriformes; Labridae
Product: long-chain-fatty-acid--CoA ligase 1
Biological process (GO): long-chain fatty acid metabolic process
Cellular component (GO): membrane; endoplasmic reticulum
Molecular function (GO): long-chain fatty acid-CoA ligase activity
Source: RefSeq, a predicted model, not a curated record